This is a messenger RNA of Tetranychus urticae (two-spotted spider mite), 2490 nucleotides long. It is a transcript of the gene vtd, whose product is annotated as RAD21 cohesin complex component verthandi. Gene Ontology annotation, biological process: replication-born double-strand break repair via sister chromatid exchange; sister chromatid cohesion. The record is from RefSeq and is a predicted model, not a curated record. Gene Ontology annotation, molecular function: protein binding; chromatin binding. Gene Ontology annotation, cellular component: cohesin complex. Lineage: Eukaryota; Metazoa; Arthropoda; Arachnida; Trombidiformes; Tetranychidae.
CUGUAAGUUAUAACAGAAACCUAUCAUGACAAGAUUGUUAACUGUUUGUAUUUAUUAAUUUUUCUGUGGAAUCUUUUUUCAUUAUUUAUUAUUGUUUUGUUUUUAUUUAACCGGAGUGAUUGUGUUCAACCUGAGUGUUGAGUGAAAAUGUUUUAUUCAGUUUUUGUGCUCGGUAAAAAGGGUCCCCUUGCUCGGGUUUGGUUGGCUGCUCAUUGGGACAAAAAGAUAACCAAAGCACAAAUAUUGGAGACUAAUAUUGUUGAAUCAGUUGAUUCUAUCCUUCAACCUCGUGUCAAAUUAUCUCUCCGUACUUCAUCACAUCUUCUGCUUGGUAUUGUGCGUAUUUAUGCUAGAAAAACAUUAUAUCUUUUACAAGAUUGUCAAGAUGCAGCUUUCAAGAUCAAGUCUGCUUUCAGGCCUGGAGCUGUUGACCUACCUGAUGGUAAAACAGAGGCUGCAAUUUCUGCUAUUACUCUUCCUGAAAUGUUAGACUUUGUCAAUGAUUUUGAUUUACUUGCUGAACCUCCUGUUCAAAUUGAACCUUUGCAAACUAAUACUAAUAUUCGUAGUAUUACCUUAGUUGAAGAUAUUGCUAGUAUGCCUGUUGACGUCCCUCUCUUUGGUGAGGGAAAAGAAUGGAAUGAGUUCAGUUCUAUUCAAGUGGCUAGUACUUCUAAGAUCAGCGAUACUUCUACACAAGAGAUAAGUCAAAAACAAACAUCACAUCCCCUAGAUAUAUUUGAUCGACCUACUGUCGAUGAUGGUUUUGGUGGCCCUGUAGGCUUGACUGAUGUCGACGAUAUGUUUGCCUUACCUGUUCCUCCUGAAGCCCAACAACAGAUGCAAGCAGAGGCUGAUGCUGCUGAAGAAAGGGAAAAGGGAGAAGAACCAGAAAGACCUUUAUCCAGAAUGAGUGAUAGAAGUGAUAGAUCUAGUAUGUCAUAUGGAGCACCACCAUCCAUCGCUCCAUCUGGCCCUUCUUCUCCUGGUUCACCACCUCCAAUGAUGAAUCAAGAUCAAGAAAUGCAGGAUAUUCCUCCCAUAAUCGAUGAAAAUCCUGUUCCUAAUGAAGAUAAACAAGGAAUUGACGAUCUACAAGGACCUGAAGAUCUUGAGGCAAUUAGAGCUGAACAAAAUAUAUUCCGAAGACCCGAAACACAACAAGAGUCGAUGGUUUUGGAACCAUUAGAAGGUUCAGGUUUUGAGAGAAAACGCAAAAGACGAAAGAAGCUUGGAAUUAUUAUUGACGAAGUUAAAACUUUAUCUGGUGAGGAGAUGAAAUCUCAACUUUCUGAUACAUCUGAUAUUGUUACAACUCUUGACAUUGCCCCUCCGACCAAGAAAUUAAUGCACUGGAAGAGAACUGGUGGUAGUGAAAAACUAUUCGCUCUUUCAGAAAAACCCAUUCCAUCAAAAGUUUUAUUAGUCUACUAUACUCGACAUCUUGUUACUACUCGCAUCUCUGUUGAAGAAGAAUUACCUGAAGAUAUGAUCCCAGAGCAUAUGGAAGAACCACAACCCCAAGAAGAGAUCAGAGAAAUGCAUGAGCAAAUUCAACAAAAUCAACCUGAGGAAAUUUAUGAACCUAUUGUUCCUCCAAUUUCUCCUCUUAAAGAAAUUCAACCACCAAAAACCCCACGAACUCCUCGACGAGAACCACCAGAACACAAAUCUCCUGUCAAGAAGAAGCGAAAAACUGCUGACGAACGAGAAACAGAGAAAAAAGAGCGAAGAUCAAAAGCUGUAUCACAUGAGCCUCCCCCCGAAAAAGUACCAAAUAACAUUUCUGAUCAUAUCAACGAUACAGGCCUCUCUGAGCUGAGAGAAGGUUCCAUCCAAAGUCCGGACAGAGCAAUGAGUGCACCUAGUAUUUCUCUUGCUCGGUCAAGUAAUUUUUCAAUCCCUCAACACGAUUUCGAUGAAGAUGAACCUUUCGAUCAAUACGAGCAACCUAUGUCUGUAGGACCGCCUGAAGAAAUGAUGCCUGAUGAAACUGCUGAGCAAUAUGAAGAACGAAUGAGAAAUAAGCGAACAAAUGUUCUUUUGCGUUUAAUGUCCAAACAACUUGAGGAUGGUGAUGUUACAUUUGGUAGACUAGUGUCUCAUAAUCGACGUAAACAAGUUGCACAGAAAUUCUUCUCCCUUCUCGUUCUUAAAAAGCAACAAGCAGUUGAACUGACGCAAGACAUAUCGGUUCCAUAUGGAGAGAUUUUAAUAACAAAAGGUUAUCGUUAUGAUGAGGCUUUAGCGGCUUGUGCCAUGUAAAUAUUAUUUCCAAAAACCGAACCAUUUUCAUCCUGUUCGUUUCCAUUGGCCCUCUUUCCUUUUUCGCCGGAGAUUCCCUUAUUCAGCAUGAAUUUUAUUACGUAUAUUGCAUGGAAAAUCUACAAAAAACAGACGAAAUGGAUGAAUAUAAAUAUAAAUACAAGUAUAUAUAUAUAUUUAAGUUUUGACCUUAAAUACGUCAUAAAAUCGGCAAAAAGUAUUCAU